Cladophialophora yegresii CBS 114405 is the source of this 2211-nucleotide messenger RNA. RefSeq lists its product as uncharacterized. The coding region runs from base 1 to 2211 and encodes 736 amino acids. The record is from RefSeq and is a predicted model, not a curated record. NCBI's taxonomy places the organism in Eukaryota, Fungi, Ascomycota, Eurotiomycetes, Chaetothyriales, Herpotrichiellaceae. The transcript is spliced from 3 exons.
AUGACACAGCGUGUCAAGUCUACCAUCCCUCCGCCCCCAUCAUUUGUCACCGAUGCACCUCUCGAUCGCGUGGCCGAAGUCAACCGUGGUGACUGGACGAUAUCCCAGGGCGGCUUUUCGAACGACAACCUGAAAACCACGAUGGGCGACAAAUCAGUCAAUAACCCGAAACAUAGCGAGGAAGAGGAGACGAAGAACGCUGUCGAGGCACAGAGCCGUCGAUCAUCGGAAGAACACUGCAGCGCCGUGCCUCGUCCUGCGGUUUUCGACUCUUGGUCGCAAGAGAUAGCAACGUCCAAAGGAAAGGCGGAUGGAUCGUCUGAAACUCACCAGUCUAAAAAGCAGUCAAUUGCAGAUCUCAUACAAGCGAUCAAGACUGACCCAGAAAUCAAGCGACUCCUGAAUGACGCUCUCUCAGAGAACAAGUCCUUCGCCACGAAGGCCACUCCUGUGAGCCCUGCUACAGUACCACUUGAUUUCGCUCAGCAGGUCUUGACCACGGAGACACGCGCGGCUGAAGGGUUUCCAUCUUGUGAAACCGGUCCUAGUGACUUCGCCGCUUGCGCACUCGAUAAGUGCCCCACGUGCAAGAUUACUAACGUCCCUACUCGUCAAGUUGAGCACGGUGGAAAGUGGCAAGAUGUGGCCGAGUCUGUCGCAACAUCGUCGAAAACCUGGACUCCCUACCGCCCGGCUACACCUGUCUUCGACGGGUGGACCAGUUGCCCAACGAAGCUGGUCGUCGUCAAGGACGUCAAAUACACGAUCCAUGAUACGAUCUUCGACACAAUGUUCCCUGCGAACAACACAUCUACCAAGCUUGAUCAGCUGGAUGACGACAGCUUCCUUGUGUCCGGGAUUCAGAGCCGAUACUUUGCAAGCGCAUUGGAGUUCCUGUAUAGCCAAGAUACGAAGCAUCUCUGCUCUAUCCCCGUCGAAGGCCAGAAUCAAAUCCUCUCAUUUGCUGCCAAAUAUGACAACAACUAUUUGUUGUGCGUGAUGAUUCCCAUUCUGGAGCUGGACUUUUCGAAUCCAGGCUUCUCUUCUCGAGCUGCCACCAUCUACCGGUCCUAUGCGGCACCCGAGGAUUUUCGACAAUACUUUCGCCAGACCUUGAAGGUUGAGCUCCAAACUCGUCUGGACGAUGGCUCCUGCGAAGAGUUCCUCAGUGGUAUCCACUCUCAGUUCUCCGACGCAGGAGUAGCUCUCCUAGAUGUGGCUCUGGUGCUCAACUCGCUCUGGACGAAUGCUGAGCUGAAAGUCGAGCACGCUGAUCCAGCUGAAGAUUGGAGUGAUAAAGGUGUUGCUCAGGAGGACGAUGGUAAGGACGCAUACGACGACCGUACCUCCAACACCUGCGGAGGAAACAUGAUUGGACCUGACUACACAAACCAAUGGGGCGAUUAUCCACCCAAACCCUCCCAAUGCUCACGCGUUUGGCAUGCGCCAGUUCAAUGCGACAGCGAACCUCAGCCACCUUGCGCCGCCAUCAAGUCCAACUUGCAAACCGCCAAAGUCCCUGCCCCGUCCAUAAUCACGCCUCCAUCACACGUCGUUCUUGAAGCCCUGCAGCCGCGAGAUCCGUCACCCAGCUGGGAAGAACCACUCGCUCAGCCUUUGCGCGCAGACACCAGUCAUCGUGCCAUCGACAACACAAAUGAUGAUUGGAUAGCAACUGCUCUGCAGGGUACCUCAGCCCUUGCUCGCUGUGUCUAUCAUCACCUUAGGCACAGAGACGUGGGGAAAGUGGCUACUGUGGCUGAGUACCUAGGCUGCACCAAGGACGAAGCUGAUCGUGCUCUCCAAGAGUUGAUGCUGGUAGGCGUCGUCGAUAACCGCGUCUCCGUAUUUGGCGACGUAACGGUCUUCGUCGUGAAGAAAGAAUUGCCGCAAGAGCCAAUCACCACGGCCUUGCCUGCCAACGACGUUGUUGAAACUGAAGACUACGACAAAGCUAGAGCUUGGCCGCUGUCGCUGGGAACCAGGUCGGAAAAGACUCGUAUGGUCUAUCUCUGGUUGAAGUACGAGCAAGCGUUUUCCACGGAAGAAACAUGGUUUAGUGCCCAGGACGUUUCGGAUGCCCUCGGAUUUGAUAUCCCUGAGGCGCUGCUUAGCCUCAACGAACUUGAAAGCACCGGCCAUGCCGAAAUUGCGGGCGGCCCAUGGGACAGCGACGUGUUUAGACUCUACAGCUCGGAGCAGGGUCACUAG